Messenger RNA from Lentinula edodes (shiitake mushroom), 1039 nucleotides. RefSeq lists its product as uncharacterized. Gene Ontology annotation, cellular component: ERMES complex; endoplasmic reticulum. The transcript is spliced from 5 exons. The coding region runs from base 72 to 965 and encodes 297 amino acids. Gene Ontology annotation, biological process: phospholipid transport; mitochondrion organization. The record is from RefSeq and is a predicted model, not a curated record. Lineage: Eukaryota; Fungi; Basidiomycota; Agaricomycetes; Agaricales; Omphalotaceae. Gene Ontology annotation, molecular function: lipid binding.
GCAAAGAAAAUCAUACGCCAAAUAGACCCUGGGUCAUCGAGUUAGGUUUCUAAACUCUUUUUCCUCGGGCCAUGGGAGCAAACUAUGUCUUUUCCCUGCAGCCUACCUUCACUCAAGGUUUUAUCUUUGGGCAAUUGUCCAUUCUUGUUCUGCUGGUCUUCGUUCUCAAAUACCUCUUCAUGGAUUCAACCAAAUACCCAUUCGAGACAACUUCAUACCAUCCGAGAAUAAACAGCGAUUCUAUCAUGCGGUCACAGAAGCCAUACAACCAAGCUAGCGAUGAAAAUGAACUGAACAAGGCGGAUGAAUCAGCGGAAUGGUUGAAUUUACUUUUGCAUCAAAUCGUCGGAACGUACAGGUCCAAACUUCGAAAUGACCUUCCUGGUGCAAGUGGAGAUGAAGUUGCCCGAAAACGAGUAGAAGACUACGCGAAUAAGAUACGGCCUGCAAGCUUUCUUGAUACAAUCGUCGUCCAUUCUGUAGACCUUGGCUCUUCAGCGCCACAUUUAUGCAAUGGACGUCGCGUUCAUCCUUCACCAUCUUCCAACCCACAAGAAAUUGAAUUUGACGUGAAUUAUGUGGACUCUGUCUCUAUCUCUCUUUCUACUUCAUAUUUAUUCAACUACCCAAUGCCACUGUUUGCUCGGCUUCCCGUCGCCCUCACCAUUUCAUUAUCACUUUUCAAAUCUUCUGUAACCAUCACACCUCCAAUACACACUUCUCCAGCACCAACAUUAACAUUCUCCAUAUCACCGACGUUCACCCUCGACCUCACGACAAUGUCUCUCAUGGGUAGUCGAGCAAAGCUUGCCAACGUCCCAAAGUUACAUGAUUUGAUACAACACCAAGUCCAUCGUGUACUUGCCGCGAAGGGUGUUUGGAAAGUGGUUCUACCAGGAUUAGCGACUGUCGACGAAGUGAAGCAAGAAGUAAAUAAUGAAAUGGCGGAUGCUGCUCCAUCAUGACAUGUUGCUAUACUAGACGAAUGUGCAUACCAUACCUGUAUUUAAUCCUAAUAAACCCGUGUCACUGUUCGAGU